This is a messenger RNA of Oryzias latipes (Japanese medaka), 1281 nucleotides long. Lineage: Eukaryota; Metazoa; Chordata; Actinopteri; Beloniformes; Adrianichthyidae. The record is from RefSeq and is a predicted model, not a curated record.
CUAAAAAACAGAAACAAUUGUAAAACACUCAGAUGUCCUCACAUCACAUUGAACAGCUUUAUGGUCAUGAUGUUUCAAAAAGGCUAAUAGUGGAUCCAUUAUCAUCUGAAAGCAAAUUUUCAUGCUACAGAUGUAUUUGUUCAUAAAUUAUUACUUCCAAUUUUCUGAUAAUCAUGACGAUGAAGAUGAUCCAUGUUCCUGUUGGAGUGAGUGGUUUCCAUAGAGACACUUUGCAUCAGCAGCUCCAUGCUCCAGUGCUCUGGGAGACUUUAUAGUCCUGAGAGUUGAAGACUGGAUGACUGACAGCUGUCCUUCAUCACAGCAGAAGACACAGAAAUCCUCCUCCUCCUCCUCCUCUUCCUCCAAAACAUGAGUGUGAUGUGCAUCCUCAUCUGGACUCUCCUCUGCUGCUGCUUCACAGAGUCCAGAGGACAGUUCACAGUGACUCAGCCUGGAGCAGUGAGCUCUGCUGUGGGAGGAAAUGUCUCCAUCUCAUGUACAACCAGUCGGGAUGUUUAUAGGCAUAUUGGCAAACACCGUUUAGCCUGGUACCAACAGAAAAAUGGAGAAUCUCCUAAACUACUAAUUUACGAUGCUAGCACUCGAGCUUCAGGGACUCCAAGUCGUUUUACAGGCAGUGGAUCAAACUCUGAUUUCAAUCUGACCAUCAGUGGAAUUCAGGCUGAAGAUGCAGCAGUUUAUUACUGUCUGGGUUUUCACUUCAUCCCCAGUCCGCGGGUGUUCACACAGCGAUGCCAGUUUGCACUUCUUGAGGCUGACUUCUCUGCCAAGUACAAGUCUAUAAGAUGUAAACCCAGUGGCAGCAUGUUAAGAGCUGCGAUAGGCCGAAAGUCCAGAGGACAGGUCACAGUGACUCAGCCUGGAGCAGUGAGCUCUGCUGUGGGAGGAAAUGUCUCCAUCUCAUGUAUAACCAGUCAGGAUGUUUAUGUUUAUAAAAGCAAUCACUGUUUAGCCUGGUACCAACAGAAAGAUGGAGAAUCUCCUAAACUACUCAUUUACUAUGCUAGCACUCGAGCUUCAGGGAUUCCAAGUCGUUUUACAGGCAGUGGAUCAAAGUCUGAUUUCACUCUGACCAUCAGUGGAAUUCAGGCUGAAGAUGCAGCAGUUUAUUACUGUCAGAGUUAUCAUGAAAUCAACAGUCAGUGGGUGUUCACACAGUGAAAAACAGUCGUACAAAAACCUCCCUCAUUCUGGCUGAACAGAAACUGAACUGAUUGCUGCAGCUGGAAGAUGCUGCAGACACUGAAACACUUCACUGAA